Messenger RNA from Condylura cristata (star-nosed mole), 7097 nucleotides. It is a transcript of the gene RIMS3, whose product is annotated as regulating synaptic membrane exocytosis 3. The transcript is spliced from 8 exons. The record is from RefSeq and is a predicted model, not a curated record. Gene Ontology annotation, biological process: calcium ion-regulated exocytosis of neurotransmitter; regulation of membrane potential; regulation of synaptic plasticity. Lineage: Eukaryota; Metazoa; Chordata; Mammalia; Eulipotyphla; Talpidae. Gene Ontology annotation, molecular function: transmembrane transporter binding; small GTPase binding. The coding region runs from base 495 to 1421 and encodes 308 amino acids. Gene Ontology annotation, cellular component: cytoskeleton of presynaptic active zone; presynaptic membrane.
CUUUGCACCCCGCGGCGGCUGAGAACGGUGGCGGCUGCAGAGCCGGCAGUGCAGGCGGGCGGAGCAGAGCUGCCCGGCCCGGUGGCGGGCGAUGCCCCCGUGAGCCUCUCUCGCCGCCCCUCCCCGCCCCGCGUCCCUACCUCUUAGGAGUCAGCCACUCGCCAGGGACCGGGCCGCGCCUACCGCCGGGUCCGCGGGGCGGGGUCGCGGGGCAGCACCUGCCCCGCCUUGAGGCGCCGCUUCGGCCCCAGAGACCCCUCCCUGUCUGGACCGCGACCCCACCUCGGGACUCUCGUCACAUCACUUCCUCCUGGGAGCUACCCUGAUUGCCUUCACCUCCUUUCUUGAAAACUGGGCUCUCAGCAGAGGGGCCUGAAGCCGUGAGUUAGUGCCCUAGUGGCCUGCUGCUGAGAGGGGCAAGCCCCCUGGGAUGCAGAACACCACACUCAGAGUCAUCCGAUUGAGUUGCCUGAAACCCCGCCACCCCACAGACCAUGUUUAACGGGGAGCCGGGUCCAGCCUCGGCUGCGGCCUCCAGGAGCGUGGUGAGGAGCUCCAGCAUCAGCGGGGAGAUCUGCGGAUCCCAGCAGUCUGGGGGUGGGCCCGGGACCACCACAGCCAAGAAGCGCCGCAGCAGCCUUGGGGCCAAGAUGGUGGCCAUCGUGGGCCUGACGCAGUGGAGCAAGAGCUCGCUCCCACUUCCGCAGCCUGAAGGGGCCAGCAAGAAGCUGCGCAGCAACAUCCGGCGGAGCACCGAGACCGGCAUCGCUGUGGAGAUGCGGAGCCGCGUCACGCGCCAGGGCAGCCGGGAGUCCACCGACGGGAGCACCAACAGCAACAGCUCGGAGGGCGCGUUCAUCUUCCCCACCACCCGGCUGGGGGCUGAAAGCCAGUUCAGUGAUUUCCUGGAUGGGCUGGGACCAGCCCAGAUUGUGGGCCGACAGACACUGGCCACGCCACCCAUGGGGGACGUGCACAUUGCCAUCAUGGACCGGAGCGGCCAGCUGCAGGUGGAAGUGAUCGAAGCUCGGGGCCUGACCUCCAAGCCAGGCUCUAAAUCCCUUCCAGCCACCUAUAUCAAGGUUUACCUGCUUGAGAAUGGAGCCUGCUUGGCCAAGAAGAAGACAAAGGUAGCCAAGAAGACCUGUGACCCCCUGUACCAGCAGGCUCUGCUCUUUGACGAGGGGCCCCAGGGCAAGGUGCUACAGGUGAUCGUCUGGGGAGACUACGGCCGCAUGGACCACAAGUGCUUCAUGGGCAUGGCCCAGAUCAUGCUGGACGAGCUGGACCUGAGCGCCGCCGUUGCCGGCUGGUACAAACUCUUCCCCACGUCCUCAGUGGCAGACUCUACCCUCGGAUCCCUCACCAGGCGCCUGUCCCAGUCCUCCCUGGAGAGUGCCACCAGCCCCUCUUGCUCCUAAGGACCUCAGGAAGAGGAGGGAUGCGGUGUAGGAAGGGGUGCCUGCAGGCGCCCCCCUCUUCCCUGUACAUAGUCUAAAUGUCUCUCUGAACCCCUUGCCCCGCUGCAUGCCUGUUGGCUACUGGGCCCGUCCCGGUUGGCAGUGGAGACUGUAGUGUGUGUGUGUGUGUGUGUGUGUGUGUGUGCACGCGCGCGUGCGUGCGUGUCUGUGUGUGUCUCUGUGUGCCCAUGUUAUGUCCGUCCAUUUGUCUGGGUAUAGUCAGUCUUGGUGACUACAUGGUUGCAAUCUAUGUCUGUGUCUCAUUGAAAAGAAACCCAAAGGCGUGUUGUGUAGACACGACCCCCCGAGCCCGGGGGUGGAAGUGGGGUGUGGCCGUGGGUUCUCCCUGCCUGGUCCUGUGCCCAGAGCAGAGCCCCCAGCCCGCCCCCCGCCUCCUCUUGGCAGUCUGCUUAGUCUUCUGUGUAGUCCUUUGUUCCACCCUUUGCCUCUCCCAGCACUGCUGCUCUUUUUGAGGAAUGUAGCGUCCACUGCAGCUGGCCACUUCGAGGCCCCUCUGGGAACCCCAGCACCCUUCUUCCCCACCUGAAUGCUGUGACUGCUCCUCUCACUGGAAACAUCUGCAGCAUGUAGCAUGCACCUCUAGUGCCCUGGCCAGGGCCCGGGAGCAGCAGAUGCCGGGAGAGCUGAGGCUUGAGAUUACUUUCUCUCUGGGCCUACAGCCAGCACCUCCCUACAAGGAAAACACACAGGAGGUCUUAACCCCCAGGGCUGCUGGCCUGAUAGCUUAGAAGGACGUGACAGUGCCUCCUUUAGCAUUGUUCUUCGACCUGUUCCUCCCUCCAGGCAUCUGAGCCUCCCACCUGCCAAAGGCGCUCUCCCACUGGCCACUGGAGGUGGAGACCAGAGCUCUUGACAUCUGGCUGCCUCAGGCAGCCAGACCCUAGAGGCACUCAUGUCCUCCCUGGGCUCUGAAGGUGGCCCUGUCCCCUUCCAGGUUUGUACUGGCAGAGUCUGGGCUGAGGAGUGCUGAGGACCGGGGCUGUGCUAGAUGAGGAGGGAAGUGGAGACUCCUGUCUGACCUCUGGGGAUCAGCUGCAUGACAUCUGUCAUGUGGGGCUCUAUUGUUUUGCUCAUUUCCAGACCAGGCCUGUUGUCUGGGAGCUUAGAUGGCCUGGGCUCUGGCCUCCUGGCUCUGUGGACAGCUCUGCUCUAGACUGCCAGCGUCACCAGCUUGUACAAGCAAUACUUACCCUCUUGCCUCCCUGCCUUCUUGUACUCCACCGCUGCCCUCUGGAAGUGGCUCCAGCCACCUCACCUGCCUCUGCUUCUUUCUACCCUUGUCUGGUUGGAGCUUCCCAAAGCCACGUAAAACCCUGAUGUGAUUUGACAGCUGGGCCCUGUUGAGGGCCCUUGCUAGGAGGACCUCUGCUAGGCAUCCUGAAGGCUGGUUUAGCAAUGCCUAAAUCUGUUUCUCCUCCGGUCUAGGGUGAAAGACAAGAGGCUGCCUGGAAGGUGAACACAGCAGCCCUUGGGUCUGGGGCUGUGGAGAAGGAAGUAGCAGCAGGCGGGGUCAAGGUAUGGGGAAAGAGCUGCAUCUGCUUUUGAGGAGCGGGUCCGGCCCACAUGCUAGAGACAGGGCCCAUGACAGGGCUGGCAGAGGAGAGGUCUCAGGGCUGAGCGCUUGGACUCCACUCCUAACCAAAGCUGAUGAGCAUGGAAGUGGGUUCUGAGGUGGUGGCUGUCCAGAGAGAAAGCCCUCUCCUCCCAAAGGGCCUCCUUCCUGGAGGGAACCCACUAGGCUGAAGUCACAGCCUCUCCCUUCCCUCCCAGGAAAACCAGGGGAAGAGCCAGGACCCCACCGGUGCUGCCCACAGACAAAAAGUGGGCAAGAACAAUAAGGAAGUGAACAGAGUACACACUGGGGGCCUGUCCCUGGCCUGAGCUCUGUGCAUGUGUCACCACAGAUGAGCAGUCACAUGGAGGAGAGAGAGGAGCCAGCUGGGCUGGGUUUUCUUGUUAUGCAGAGAUUCUCUGCCACCUCUGAGCUGGGCAACGCGUGCAUUUCUCCUGUUUCUAAAAAUGAUGCAAAGGGCUCUCUACUCUGACUCCAGAGUAGAGGUGGGAAACUCACGUGCAAGAAGGUAUUUUUAUGUCCUGUCUGAUUAAUUCUCCUUGAGAGCAGUCACUCUAAGAUGGUGUGAAAUGUGCAGUUGGAGGGGUGCGGUUAUGAGCAAGUGGAGAUGUUUGCCAAUGUGGCACUGAGCGGUGAUACUUAGACCAUGAAGUCAGGCUCUGCUGAAUGGGGGGCUAUCAAUGAGGAGCUCACCCUCGCUUCUCUAGGGACCCCCAAGACAGAGCAAGCAGGUAGGAAGCUGCCAGCAGAAGCCACUGCUGGUGUGGUGCAGGCUAUGGGCUCUGCCCCUUGCCUCCAGGCUGACUUAGUGAGCACAGGGGAGGUUCUAGCUGAUGUGUUGGUGACCUGAGCCGAGUUGCCUGCAGUCCACAGCUCCAGAACUCCCCAGGAAUUGGACACUCCAGUCUUCACCUCUCUUCCCCCUAAGCUCACCCUGUACCUGUUUUUGAGGCUCUGCACCAAAUAAGUUACUAACCCCACAAGGGUAUAGUCUUGAGGCUGGUGCAUAUGUAAUAGUUGGAUUUGAUGGUCUGGUUCCUGCUCUGGCAUCCUGGAUGCAGGGACUUGUCCAAGGCGGCUUCUGGAACUUGUCUUUCCCAGGAGAGUAGAGAGCCUAAGUGUGACACUUUACCUUUCCUGGGUAGGGAGUGUCUGUGCUUUGAAGAUGGGGGAAGAAGGAAUGAGAUCCCUCUAGAAUUCUCCCUAACUUGGGGCCAACACUCUUGGCUCCAAAUGCCCCAGGUGAAACUCAGAGCCGACGACAGGACAGGACUCCGUCACUCUGCCUUCCUCUGCUCAGCAAGGAUUCGUGUGAGAUGUGUCCCUGCAGCGAUGCAGAGCUGUGGGCAGGGACCGUGAUGGGUGACUCAGAGCAUCUGCCUGCGUGUUCUGCUCUGUUCAGUGUGUCCCACUUCCUUCCCAGACCACUUCCCUACAUGGAGGCCUGGAUGGGCCUCCGGUGUGAGCCAGGCACCAGUCACUGGGUCUGAUGAGGACAUUUUGAGCCUUCAGGGAAGAACCAUCUCCAAAAUUACUCUCACCUAGUCUCUCCUGCCACCCAGCUCUCCUAGGAAAGGAGCACUUGGCAGGCUCUCAGGGUCCAGCAAGUCCCAGGUGAUGAUGCCUUCGUUUUCUGGAGCUGAGGCAGAACCAAGGCGCUCCAGAGUGAGGGCACCAUGUAGCUCAUUACUUGUAGGGUCACUGCCAGCUGGAGUACUGGGGCAGCCAGUUCUCCCAAGGGCGUAACACGCACUGGACCUAGGACGCCUGAGCUCUUCUCUACUGCCAACCUGGAAGAGAACAGGAUGCCCCUGCCCCCGACUUAAAGACAAUAGAGACCUCCAAGGGUACUUUAGAAAUGAAAUGUAGCACAUUCCCAGACGGCUUUAUCCGGAGCCCUGGCUGCACCCAGGCUUCUUGCUGCAUAUCCUCCUGCCCAGGAUCCACCGAGCUCCCCCAUCUCGGGGCUCCAUGGCCUCCAGUACCUUCAACUCCCCCAUCUUCCACCAAGGAAGCAGCAGGGCUUCAGCAAGGCUGCUCUUUGAUUGCUUCCUGCACUGUGCAAACUCCAUGCAAGGAAUCUCUGCCUUUACUUCACCUGGUAGACGAAUUGUCCACCCGAGUGGAGGGACAGGCACCUCCUUCAGGGCCAGGAGGUUGAGUGGCAGUGAUCCUGCAGUGACUGCAAGGAGAUGGAAAAGAAGAGGGCUUCUUCCCUGCUGAUUCCUGCCUUGCCCUUCCCUCUCCUCAGCGGUUUCCUCUCCAAUAUCCUGACACGUGAAGAGAUUCUUUAAAAUGCUGCUUCCCAUACUGGAUUACCUUUCACUGAGCGGUCAGGAAGGAGAUGGGAAUGUCCCCUGCUUUCUCCCAGCAAAGAUUGGGACUGAACCAAACCACCAGGACUGAAGGGCAGGGGAGCCCCGCCCAAUCAGGUGAGGCCUGAUGGGGGCUGGACUGGCCAGGACUGGCCAGGACUGGCUGGGAAAGGGUAAUUUUGAACGUAUGCCUGAGCAUCUCAGAGCAAUGUCAGCGAUGCCAAAGAGAGUGACUCGGCCUCCUUGGGCACCGGCUCUGCCUGGAGCCUGAGUGUGGUUCAGGUGUUGGUAUGCCCCAUGGUGGGGCCUUGUUCUCUGACAAAGGGCUUAUUCUUUCCAUGUAGCAAAGCAACUCCCCCUCCCCCCAACCCUGAGCAUGGGCUUUUGUGGGCCCAGAAUGGCUGUGCCUGUGAGGGAAACCAUACCAGUGAGAGAAGCUUGCGUUCCCUCAGCAGCCUAGACUGGCUUGAGGCAAGAGCUCACUGAAGGGCAUGAGUGUUAGUGCUUUAGGAAAACCUCCAGGGUUCUGGCUGGAAACUCAGCCAGUGAAUGACAGGGGCCUUGUGCCCAUCAAGGUGUUUCCAAUGCGGCCAGAAAGUGUCCCUGGGACAGGCGUCCAGAGAGCUUGGCUAACAGAAUGGGCCCUGGGAAUUCCAGGGGCCACAGAGCAUUUGCCCCAUUGGCCAAUGGCCUGGACAGCUGGCUACUGAGAAUCAAAGGCUGUUUUAUGAAGUUUUGCCAGACUGUGACCUCCGCAAGACUCUUCAAUUGGCUGGGCCUGAGCUUCCUUAUCUGCAAAAUCAGAGCUUUUUGCUGGUUGCUCCUUAGUUCCUCCAGGUUUUUAAAGUCUGAUCUGGAGCCGAUGAGGAUAGAGAACCUGGUGCACUUGGCACCUGGCCCACGGGCUGGUUUCUUCCACCCUUGGGUGCCUGCACUGGGUUCAGGUCCUCGUCCGGCCCAUGCCCUGAUGCUGCUUCUGACAAGAACUCUGGGAAUCCUCACAUACUCUGCUUUCACCUCCUCACGGUUGAUUCUCCCUCUUUUAUUCUUGCAUAAUGAUGAGAAAUAAUUAAGGGUUGUCUACAGUGGACAGUGUUCAAGGUGCUGAUGUGAAGUCACAAUCUCACCUGCAUCCUGAGGAAGUCAGUGUCCCCACCAGCAGAUGAGGCUGGGUCCGUCUUCAUUUCUGCUUCUGGAAUGACAUGCAUGGGAGGGUUGAGCAUCUGAGAAUUUUAAAGGCGAUAUUCUCUGAUGGGAGGAAAGGGGACUUAUCUCCCUUCAAAGUAUUUUACUUUUCACAAAACCACUCCUCUCCCCAGAAUGUCUUCUACAAGACAUCAUCUCAGAAGGCAGUGGCUGCUGCUUUAGGAAAACUUGGCCUGAUUGUUCCAUCGACUCCUUUAGAAUGUAAAUUCGCAGGAGGCAGGAGCCCCUUUUUUAGACUUUCCAAAUGCAUCCUGCAAAGAAAGAGAUAGCUGACAGGGACUGACAAGCACACUGUUUAGAUAAGAAGCAAUUAGCCUUUUAUAUCUGUGCUCUAUACAUUUUCUAUGUGCAGCAUCUUUCCAAACUUCUCGUGGCUCCUGGGCGGCAGGUGGACAGCUGGGAAGGACUGCCGGCUGUUUCAUACAAUUCUUGCCAAUUCCCUUAGGGAGAAAAUUCUUCACAUGGCUUCUGCAUGUACAGUAUUUGGGCAGCAAACAAUGAUUAAAGUCAUUUUGAAAAUGG